Molecule: messenger RNA, 1146 nt
Organism: Cucumis sativus (cucumber)
Lineage: Eukaryota; Viridiplantae; Streptophyta; Magnoliopsida; Cucurbitales; Cucurbitaceae
Product: phosphatidylinositol N-acetylglucosaminyltransferase subunit P
Exons: 3
Coding region: 212-691 (159 amino acids)
Source: RefSeq, a predicted model, not a curated record
CAUAAAAAUAAAAUCUGUUGUACGUUUAUGUUUAUUUCUUCUAUUUCUCUCUCCCAUCUUCGUCGCCAAGUAGGUCUUCUAUCAUUCAUUCCAAAAUCACCUCCAUUUUGAUUUGAAAAUCCUUCACAAUCUUGGAAACAGAAGGUUAAUUUCGAAACGCGCUUCUUCUCAUUGUGCUCGAGGAAUCCAAGAUCGGGAAUCAAUUGGAUCAAUGGAAGAUCCGUGCUCCGUUAGUAGCCCUAGAAGAAUAUUGAGUGUAUCAAAGAGACGAAGAGCUAGAGACGAGAAAGGUCCUGGGUUUGGAUUAUCGGGAGAACAUGGCCCCAAACCUUCGGAAGUUUAUGGCUUCGUCGGUUCAAUCUCAACCGUCGUUGCUACAGUUAUAUACUUGAUUUGGGCAUAUCUUCCUCACUCUUCCCUUCAUUCCAUUGGAAUCUAUUACUAUCCUAGCAGGUACUGGGCUCUGGCGGUGCCAGUUUUUGUAAUGGUUUCAAUCGCAUUGGCAUUGAUGUUCUACAUUGGUCUCAACUUUUUGUCCACUCCACCCCCAACUUCCUUUCAUAUCAUAUUUGAUGAAUUCAGUAAAGAGCCAUCUAUCUCUGCUUGUUUGGAACAAGAUCAGCCUAUCGAACCGAUAUCCGAUAUUGGUAUCAACAGAAUCAACAAGCUUAUGUUCAAUAAUAAGAAAUGAUAUUGGCAACUCUAAAGGAAAAUCCCGCAGCAUAUGGCUGGGAAAAAAGAAGAAAUCGAUCUUGCUAUGACAACUAUAAAUUACGGAAUUGCUGAUAGCUUCAUGUUAGUUCUUCGAUAGAGAAUAUCUGCAAAGGGGUGCGUAAUGACCGUGUUUGGGAUCUUCCAAACAUUCAUUGAGUAAUGUUGUAGUAGCAAGCCCUAACGGAUUUGAAAUCCUGGUUUCGCCAUCAGAGUGCACCUUUUCGGAUGCUAUGAGGUCAGAAGUUUCCAUUGAUGUCAUGUUUCUUCGGUCGCCUUUUGUUCUUUGAUUCGAGUCAUCUGGGAAACCAGCAUUUCAUGUACUCUUUCUUUCAACUGCAAAUAUUGCAAGUAAUUAGAACAUUCAAUCUUAGAAUAUUUUUACGAACCAAUUCUUGUAAUGUGAAGCACUUUUACAACUUUUGAUACCAUAAA